CAGAGUGUGCGUGAGAGAGAUGAUGAUGGAUGCUGAGGGAGGGUGCUGCAUCGCACGGUACGCCGGGGGUGCGUACGAUAUGUCGAAGGUCGACCGGAUAAUGCUUAGAUUCCGGCCGAUCGCGCCAAAGCCAACAAGCGCUGGCUCAGUCUCCGGCGGUUCCACGUUGAAAAGCGACGAAGUGUACUUGAGGACUGGGAGAGGAAAGAGGAGGUACGUCAGGGAUAACAGCAAAAGGUGCAACAGAAAGAGAAAGGCUUCGCCGGAGGAGAAAAGAGACGAGAUCGUCGGAGAAGCGGUAGUGACGCUGCCGCUGCUGCCGGAGACGCCAGACCGUAAGGACUGGUCUCCGCCUGGGCAGUCUGAUCUGUUAUCCGCGACUAAACCUCAGAAAAACCCGCCGAUCUGGCUGAGUUUCGCCAACGGCAGCACCGAGGGGCACUGCGGGAGCGAUCGUGCUGUGAUCACGGAUCGGACGGUGGUGAUGCCGCAACCGGUAAGGCUGGUGGGGUCGUGCGUAACGGUGGAGUGUGUGACGGACACGUGGGUUGAUGGAGACUGGCUGGGGAGUACGGACGAGGAGAAGAUAAACAACCUGGACAGAGACACGUGUCCAGGUUUCGUAUCGGACGGCCUGAACCGGGUGACUUGGACCAACGCAGCGUACCGGAGAAUGGUGGGGCACGUGACCCCAGGGCCAGAGAUGAUGGUGUGGUUAGUGAUGAAAGCGAGAGUGCCAGUAACGUUUCCGGCGAUAACCUGCAGAGUGAGGCUACAGUACAGGUGUGGGAAGGAGAAGAACUCCCUGACGCUGCCUUGCGACGUGUGGAGAAUGGACGGAGGAGGCUUUGCAUGGAGACUCGACGUCAAAGCUGCCCUCAGUUUGGGUCGCUAAAACCACAACCCUCAAGAUCUGAGACUAUAACACCUGACACCACCACCUCCAAAAAAUAAAAAUAAAUUGUGAAUAUUUUCCGCUUUUGGAUCGUUUUUAAAUUACAAACUGUUUGUUCCACGUCUUUCUCUCUUUAUUCUGAUUGCUCUUCAGUUUUCUCCACGACAUUUGUUCAGAACCAAUGAACAACUAAAUUUCUAAUUAUACUCUUCCUCAGUUCUUCCUUCCGCUGUAUCCUCUAGUUUCUUGGGACUUGGUUACAGUACUUCAGACCAAUGAAAUUAACGGUGUUGAUUGGGUAUGAGGAAUAGAGAGUUGGUGUUGACGUAGUGGGCAUGAAAAAGAGGAGGAGAUAGUGGGAAAUGCAGUAAUGGAGGAAAAAGCUGUGAUAGAGGAAAAAGCUGUGAUAUUUUUGGGGAAAUGGAAGAUGGAGAUGACUCGGAUGAGAAGAAGUAUUGAGUUAGGGGACAGGUGGAAGAGGAGAGUUGGAUGGAGAUGGAGAUUCGAAAACUUUUGUUUUGUUUUUUCUUUUUUUGUUGGUUGGGGGUGAAAUUUUGAGUCUGCGGUCCAUUUUUUCAGCUUCUACUAUAUCUUUUGAUGGUACAA
Messenger RNA from Vitis riparia (riverbank grape), 1501 nucleotides. RefSeq lists its product as uncharacterized. Lineage: Eukaryota; Viridiplantae; Streptophyta; Magnoliopsida; Vitales; Vitaceae. The record is from RefSeq and is a predicted model, not a curated record. The transcript has a single exon. Bases 20 to 895 code for a protein of 291 amino acids.